Eleginops maclovinus (Patagonian blennie) is the source of this 2368-nucleotide messenger RNA. RefSeq names its product chromosome 21 C8orf34 homolog (gene c21h8orf34). The record is from RefSeq and is a predicted model, not a curated record. Bases 233 to 2101 code for a protein of 622 amino acids. The transcript has 15 exons. NCBI's taxonomy places the organism in Eukaryota, Metazoa, Chordata, Actinopteri, Perciformes, Eleginopidae.
GUUGCGCAGCUGAUUGUCGGUCAGGUGGAUCCCGGAUCAGGAACCGGAGAGGAGGCUGUGCCGCAGCCGGAGAGGAGGGUCUGUCUCUCUGUCACUGAGCCCCACAGAAGGGGAGGGAUGGUGAUGCUCCACCGCCUGCACACCCUCUCUCUGCAGGACAUCUUUCGGGGACGCUUGGCACCUUUCCAUCCCCUCAUGAUCUCAUCCCGAUAAACGGCUCCACAGUUUCCCCAUGGCGUCUCCUCAGCAGUCCCGGAUUCAGUCCUAUCUGGAGAGGAACAAGAUCGGACGCCUGUUUGAGGAGUUGAUGACCAAAUUGAUCACAGAGACCCCUGACCAUCCGAUCCCCUUCCUCAUCGAUCACCUGCAGACCAAGCAGGGCAGCCAGGGCAAGCUGCACCGAGCGCUGUCCGGCUCCGCAGCGCUGUGGGCUCAGAGCUCACCGGAGAGCAAAAACCCCCGCAGGGAGAACAGCAGCAGCUACGAGAAGCCGUGGCAAAUCCAUCCAAAGAAACCCAAGAAGUCCAAGAGCGACCUCGCUGUGUCCAGCAUCUCACCCCCCUCCCCGGAGUCCAAGUCCUUGCCGCGGUCCAUCGAGUGCCCGUCCUGGGACUGGAGGGAGAGCCGGGACUUCGACGAGCUGAACCACAUCCUGCAGGAGAGCAAGAAGCUGGGGAAGGCUCUGGAGAGUCUGUCCCGCAGCAUCGCCAUCUCUGAUGAGCUGGACCAGAAUUUGGGGGGCUAUAACUCGGUGGUGCGGCCCCGGGUGGUGGGGGAGUGGGUCGGGCGGGAGGAGGAGGACGCGGACCCCCUGGCCUCAGAGAUGCUGCAGCCCCCCGUCCCUCGAGCUAAAACUGAAGUGUGCUGGAGCGUAGACAGCAGCCCUGCAGGGAGUGUGAAAAUGGAGACGAAAAGCAAAGGCCUGAAGGAGCAGCAGCAGCAUCACAAGAAGCUGCUGGCGGCCAUGCUGUCCCAGGACUCCUUCGACUCGCUGCACAGCCCCCCCGGAGCCGAGGAGGACAUGGAGGACGAGGACGAGGCCAUGGAGCUGCUGGAGGACCUGGAUGACCUGAGGAUGGAGGGUGUGACGUGCCUGGCUCCGUCGGGCAGUAAGUUCAGUCAGGGUCGCAGCUCCUACCAGGCCGAGCCUCAGGCCAGAGUCACGCUUAACAUCUGCUCCAGGUGUGCCAGGCUGCAGGGGGACAGCCUAUCAGACGGCAGAUCUGAGGAGUGCCGGCCUCACACCUCAGAGCAGGCCGUGCCCGACAUCUCCGCUCCGUUGCCCGGGGUGGAUGCAGUGGCGGGUCGUCUGCAGGAAUUCGACGUCCUGUCUCAGGUGUCUCGUCAGGGAGUCUGGGAGGCUGAUCUGAAGCCAGCGAGACGAGGCAGCGCUGGGGGGCCGAUGCUGGGAGACCCCCUCUUCUCCAAGGAGCUGGAGAACAUGGGCAAACAGCUGGCGGAGGUGGAGAAGGACCUGGCGAAGCUGGCAGAGGUGGGGAAGCUGACGAGUCGGAGCUCGAACAACCCUCAUGGUCUGCACCACACCCCCCUCCUCCCCCCGCUGCACUCCCCCCAUCGCCACCGGGCGCUCCCCGACACCCUCCCCCUCACCAGCCUGCUCUCCAGACCCCAGUCUCCGAAGCACCUCGGUGGCGCUGGCCUCCCACUCCUCAGCCCCAAGCCCACCUCCCUCACCAUGGGCCGGAGUCCAUCUCCCAGCAACCCCAGCAGCAGGACUCAAACUCCCAGAACCCCCAGCAGGCCGCUGACCCCCAACAGCUUCCUGACCCGCUCCAGCUUCGACCGUGGAGCCCACAAGGAGGUGACCUUCAGGAGGUCCCGGAGCCGCCCGGUGACCCCUACCUGUCAGCCGGCUCGACCCCGACCCCUGCUCACCCCCCCCGGGCUCAGCACCACCGACAGCCUGGGGGCCAGCCUGAGGGCCUACCUGUCCGAGGAUGAGUUCUACCAGCAGCUCCAGGCCAUCCGGCAGCCAUGGCAUGUUCCCAGCGACACAGACAGCGACAUCCUGGAGCCUCCUGAGCAGGACAACAAUGGUGCUCGAGAUGCCAAUAAGAGAUCAGUGUUUUCAGGUCUAUAGUGACGGACUCCAGAGACUCUGAUCCACACUAUUAUGCAAACUGCUGGACAUUUUCAAUAUGUGUACAGAGACCAUUAUUUUUAUACUUCAUACGGAAAAAAGAUUGUAUACUUUUUUCACAGAUAUUUCAUAAUAUUGUACUGUAGGUGUAAUAUGACUACAACUUUAAUUUUGGUUUGCUCUUUAGCAUGCUAUUGCACUUCCACGUGGAGUCCACAGACAGACUGAAUGCUGUUAUAUCAAUUAAAAUGAUUUGGUGCACAUGUC